AUGAGCAAUUUGGAAAAAUCUCAAAAUGAAUCUUUGGAUCCUGCCAAAGAUUUAGCUGAUGCCUUUAAGAAAGAAGGCCAUUUGGAUAAAAUGAAGAAUGAAAUACUAUCCCAGAAUUUAAAGGAUGACAUGAACCUGGAGCAAUUCAUUAGGGAGCAAGUGAAGAAGCUGGUACGAUCAAAAGUUCAAGAGGAUGAAUCUUUGGUGUUUAAGAAUAGAGGUACAACAACAGCGCUUUUAGAGGGGCAACUUUUUAAAGAUGGUUUUAAGUCAUUGAAUACUGCUGAAGUCGAUAUUGAAAACUUACUAGAUGUAUCAUUGAAUAGUAAUGUCUUAGAAAAACAGAUACGAGAUAUAUUAGAAGCUAAAAUUGAUAAUAAAUAG
Messenger RNA from Kluyveromyces marxianus DMKU3-1042, 384 nucleotides. RefSeq names its product Shg1p (gene SHG1). The transcript has a single exon. The coding region runs from base 1 to 384 and encodes 127 amino acids. The record is from RefSeq and is a predicted model, not a curated record. Lineage: Eukaryota; Fungi; Ascomycota; Saccharomycetes; Saccharomycetales; Saccharomycetaceae.